This is a messenger RNA of Trypanosoma theileri, 1803 nucleotides long. RefSeq lists its product as uncharacterized. The transcript has a single exon. Bases 1 to 1803 code for a protein of 600 amino acids. Lineage: Eukaryota; Euglenozoa; Kinetoplastea; Trypanosomatida; Trypanosomatidae. The record is from RefSeq and is a predicted model, not a curated record.
AUGGGAGGUUCAUCAUCAAAGAACAAGGCAGAAAAUACUGCAAAGCCGAAAGAUAAUAAAACUCCUUCCAAUACUCCUGCUAACCCUCCUGUUGCUAAGCGUCCUAAAAAAGAAAAAGUUGCCCAACAAGAAGAAAAAGAAGAAAAAGAAAAAGAAGAUGUGGAAUUCAAGAAGCGUCUGGAACGUUUUUACGGGUACUACAAUCCUACGAAGGUGAGUACAGUGCCAACCAUUCUCUCCAAGUGGACGAAAAGUAAAGAAGAACUCAUUGAGGAGUUGGUGAAACGUUAUGGACCUGAGCCACUUGAUAGUAAUGAUCCUGCAGCAAUAACACCAUGUGAUCAUCAUACCUCUGCUGAAAGGAGUGGUUUAAAUGAAAAAUCUCCUGAGGAAAUAAAUCCAACAAUAGAGGCUGUAAACACUGAAACUACUAUUCCUUCUUCUUCUUCUGCUGCUGCUGCUGCUGUAUAUGAAAAUGAGAAUAAUACUAUCAAUACAACUGCAGAGAAUGUGAGGCUGCAUUCCUUCAGACGACGGUUAAGUGGUUUUCUUGGAGUUCGUGCCCCGCAUCAACUACACACACUGGAAGAGUGUCUGCAGAAGUAUGUAGGGAAGGAAGAGGAACUUUUUGACUUUUUGCGGGAGGCCUACGGUGUGGAUCCAAGCGAAGAUGAGAUAUGGGCCUAUUUUAUUCGCCGGCUUGAGGGUUUAUACAAUUCUUAUGCCCCAGAGAAGGUGUCUUCUGCGGAGAGUGAACUCGCUGAUCACUACGGUGAGGAAGAUGAGUUUCUGCAGUUGAUAGCCAACACACUUGGGCCAGAUCCUAUGCUCGAGUUGCCCGCACACAACACAAACUCUCAACUCUUUGAAUACAACAAUGCGGAAGUAUCCGAACAACAAAAACAACAAGAAGAAAAAGAGGAAAAGAAACAAUAUGAGAUUAAAGAGGGGAAGGAUGAAUCGGGAAUAGAUGUCCAGCAUCCAUUGCCAUUACAGGAUGAAGUGAAGAGUAACUCUGUACAAGACACUGUUAAUCGCGAUGGUGAGAAUUCCACAGUUAAUGCAGAGUGUCUGGUCCAUCAUGAGAAAGAAGAGGAAGAAGAAGAAAAAGAGAAAAAAGGAAAUGUUACAGAAGAAGUAACUAAUAUGGCCUAUGAAGUGCCGUUAAAUUCUUUUUUGGAAUCAUCAAAUUCAGCAAAAGAUGAAGCUGAAAAGUAUCGUCGUAUUGUAGAAGAUCAGCAGAAGGAAUUAGCAGAACUAAAUGAAGAAGUUCAACGACUUCGAAAUCUAUUGAAAGAAGCAGUCGUGGAUGUAUUAGAUCCCUCUCAGCAUUUGUCUACAGAAAGGGGACAAAGUUAUUCUGACCCAUCUUUUUCUAUAUAUAAAUCACCCAAUCAAGUGGAACACGAUCUACAGAAAAAGAAGAAUAAGAAUAAGAAUAAGAGGAUGAACUUUAUUAUGUUGCCAGAAAAACAGUCCUCACAGCUUGUAUUUUCUAUUCCCCGUACACAGAGUAAGAAUACUAUGGAUAAUCUGUUACCACCUCCACCAUUAUCUCAGGAUUUACGUGAGGUUUCUCCAAUAAUAAAGAGACCUUCCAUGUUAAAAGAAGUCUCAUUAUUUGUUUCACGUCGGUCUUUAUUGUCUCCAUCAGUCUCCUCAACGAAGCGGGUGAGAACACUUGCUGAAAUGCGUUUGGAAUAUGAACAAGAGUUGGAGGCCAUUCGCGCAGCAGAGAGAUUAUUAGACCCUUACAAUAUGUCUCAUUUUGGAAUUACAUCUCCAGUAGGAACUAGAGUAUAG